AUGGAUAAGAGAAUUGAGGAAGUGGUCAAGAAGAAUUUACAGGUGCAGAGGAAGGAUCUAAGAAGUAUUCUUAAGCAAGAAAAGCCUGAUGAAUGCAGCAAGCCUGAGAUUAAGAUUGUGCAUGAGCAUGAUUUUAUACUGAAGGCAGAUUCAUCAGUAUAUCCUUGCUGUCCUAUAGUAGAGAUUGAGGGGGAGUUUUUCUUCUAUACGAUUGAUGGACGAAGCCUGAUGUUCGAGCCCAGUCAAUCAUUCCCGUAUAUAUUUCUUCCAUUUCCACUGAAGGAGGCUUUUUUCUACAAAGCCGAUGAUAAAGUGUAUUUUAUAACUCUGGACACAUGCAACAAGCUGCAGUAUUCAUUGAUGACCAGCAGUAACUAUCCUUCUGAAGAGAGAUAUACGGUUUCAAGGAAUGUUGUGCAUGUGGUUAAGCAUCCAAGUAAGAUUCUGUAUGUUUCGUCGAAGAAUGGCAAUUAUCAUGUGAAUAUGAUUGUCCGCGAUGCAGAAGCGCUCAAGGGGCGAAUGCUCUUGGCGAAUGUCAAGAAGGAGGCAAGCACAAAUAUUUUCUAUGCAAACUCUGUUUUGUUUAUGAAUGAUGGGGAUUUGCUGCUGAAAGACAACGGAAAGGCGCUUUGUGUUCAAGGAGACAGUGUGUGUGGUAUACAGAAAGGGGUUUUGGUGCUGAAUUCGAAGACACGGGUGCUUUAUCUGCUGAACGAGAGCCAUCUGAUUGUUGAUCAGAUGCAUAUCCGAAAUACGGGCCAGGUUUUUGGAAUGCUUCCGAUUGGGGAGUAUGCAGGAGUAUGUGUCGACAACUGGCUGUAUGUUUUGAAGGUGAUCAGCCAAAAGCUUGUGGUUGUGAGCGAGAUGCAUAUGAAGGGAGAUGUGAUGUAUCUCAGUGCAUCAGUUAAGAAGAAUGUGAUACGGAUUGCGUCUAUUGUUUCUGAAGAUAUAAAAGAAGAUGGCAUGAAUGAAAGCAUUGGAGUUGUGAAGAGUGAUAGUAAGAAUGCAGUUCAGUGUAAGGGAGAUGAGCAGUUGAGUAUUGAGCAGUCUGACGGUAAGGAUGCUAUGAAUAAAUGUAAGGAGGAGUGUGUAGAGAAGGAUGGAAAAGAAGAAAUGGCGAUGAACAGCACAUCUGAUGGCCAAGAUGAUGUGCAGUGCUUUAGCAAGCAUCAGCCUUAUGUUAUUGACAAGCUGAAUGGAUCGUAUGAUUUUCUGAAUGAGAAGAUGAACGAUAUUCUCGUGAAGCUGAGAGAUGGAGAUGAAAAAAUGAGUAUGAUUGAGAAGAACAAUGAGGCAAGGUUUAAGAUGGUUUUUGAGAUGCUCUGCAAGAUCAGUGAGGGUGGAGCCAAGGGAGGGGUUCAGGAGUUGUUGAAGAAUGAAACAGCACGUGUUUUAGGGGCUGUGAAGGAAAUAAAAGCAAAAAUGAGGGAAUGUGUGCCUGAUGAUAAUAAGACAUUGGAGUAUGCCAAGAGGAUGAUUGUUGAUGUUAUGGUUCCAACGAUUGAGGUUGCGAUGGAUGAGAUACGGGUGCAGAUGAUCAAUGAGAUACGCCUCAUGCACGAUGAGGAUCAUUUGAAGGACAUUAGAAAGGCUGUUGGGGAGCUCCAUGAUUCGUUUACGAAGCAGAAUGAGGUAAAGAAUCUGAUUUCUGAAGGAUUGAUUGAGAGGGCGGCAGAAGCAGUCAUAAACGGAUCGAAUAUAGAUUUGGAUGCGUUUAUAUGCUGCAGCGAAGUAUCGUUUGUGGAGACGCUGCCGUCAUCUCUACUAGUUGCGCUAUUUGAAAGAGUUGUGAUGGCAUCCAAGGAGCUGUUCAGACCAAACUAUCAGCAUUUUAUGUAUAUGAUAAUGGUAUGCUUGGAGUUGAAUGACUUGAACGAUGAGGAGAUCCAGAUGGUCGAUAUUCUGAUGUCAUACAUCGAUGAUAUUGAAGAGAUUGAUAUUAAAGAGCUUCCUGUGAUUCUGAACUUUCAAAGGAUCAAGCUGGGCAAAGUUAAGGAGAAAAGAAGAAUUAAAUGA
This is a messenger RNA of Ordospora pajunii, 2016 nucleotides long. RefSeq lists its product as uncharacterized. The coding region runs from base 1 to 2016 and encodes 671 amino acids. NCBI's taxonomy places the organism in Eukaryota, Fungi, Microsporidia, Ordosporidae. The record is from RefSeq and is a predicted model, not a curated record. The transcript has a single exon.